Caenorhabditis remanei is the source of this 1725-nucleotide messenger RNA. RefSeq lists its product as uncharacterized. Gene Ontology annotation, biological process: regulation of membrane potential; monoatomic ion transmembrane transport; signal transduction. The record is from RefSeq and is a predicted model, not a curated record. Gene Ontology annotation, cellular component: synapse; postsynaptic membrane; neuron projection. Lineage: Eukaryota; Metazoa; Nematoda; Chromadorea; Rhabditida; Rhabditidae. The transcript has 12 exons. Gene Ontology annotation, molecular function: transmembrane signaling receptor activity; acetylcholine-gated monoatomic cation-selective channel activity. Bases 1 to 1725 code for a protein of 574 amino acids.
AUGCCACAAAGAAGAAAACGUCUACAAAUGUUCUCAUUCAAUUGGGCACUAAUCCUAUUGGUCGCCGUCUGCGGAACUAAUGCGUUUAAAAUAAAACGGACGUCUAAAGAUUUGGAGAGCCAGCUUUAUGAGGACUUGCUUUUCGAUUAUAAUAAGGUGCCACGGCCAGUGAAAAACAGCUCGGAUAUUCUUACUGUAGACGUCGGGGCUUCUCUAAUCAGGAUAAUCGAUGUAGAUGAGAAGAACCAAGUGCUCACCACAAAUCUCUGGCUGGAAAUGAAAUGGAACGAUGCUAAACUAACAUGGACGCCUGAGAAGUAUGGUGGUCUGAAAACAUUGCAUAUACCGAGUGAAUUUAUUUGGACGCCGGAUCUGGUGCUUUAUAAUAACGCAGCGGGAGAUCCCGACAUCACAAUAUUGACCGAUGCGUUGGUGACAUUUGAGGGAAACGUUUACUGGCAGCCACCAGCUAUUUACAAAUCUUUUUGCCCGAUUGAUGUGACAUGGUUUCCAUAUGACUCUCAAAAAUGUGAAAUGAAAUUCGGGACAUGGACGUAUACGGGUAGAUAUGUGGAUUUGAAACAGUUGCCUCAAGAAGAAGUAGUAACCAUCACUAAAGAUGGUAGUGAUGUGGAAUUUAUGCAACAAGGAAUGGAUUUGAGUUUCUUCUACCGAUCCGCUGAAUGGGACUUGCUGUCAUUAACUUCUGAGCGGCAUUCUGUUCUUUAUGCAUCAUGUUGUGGUCCUGAGAAGUAUGUAGACAUUACAUAUUAUUUUGGGUUGAGGCGGAAAACUCUAUUCUUUACCUGUAACUUAAUUCUACCUUGCUUCUUGAUCUCCAUUCUUACCACUUUUGUAUUUUACCUCUCGGACCAUAAGAUCACCUUUUCCAUUUCUAUAUUGGUUACCCUGACUGUGUUUUUCUUGGUCCUGAUUGACUUGAUGCCUCCAACAAGUUUAGUGAUACCAAUGUUUGGGAGAUAUCUGAUUACAACAAUGAUUCUGGUUGCGUUAUCAACAGUUGUGUCAGUUAUCACUGUAAAUUUCCGUUUCCGGUCUGGAAGCGCCCAUAAAAUGUCACCAUGGAUCAGAGCAGUGUUUCUGAAGUUUUUACCAAAAAUACUAUUGAUGAGCCGACCGGAGAAAGGAGAAGUGACCAAACAACCGCCUUUAGUAGAUGCGGCAAGUUUAGUUGGCUCCAACUAUGCAACAGCAGCGAAGGCGGCUAACGAGUACCGAAACAAGGCGAAAGGGAAGAACAACGAUAUGAUUAGUUUGAGGGGGAAACCGAGUUCCCAGGCAGUUUUAAAUAACACAUUUGAUAUGAGAAUGAGGAAUAAUGAUAGUAACGUGGAGAAUCGACUCAAACCAUAUUUAUGUGCUCAAAACAAUAAUGCACCAACUGUGGCGUUCCGGAAAACAAAACGACAAAAGAGCAAAACAGUGGAUGACGUGGUUUUUAUGAACCUUCUGAACCAAGUGAGGUUCAUCGCGGAACACUUCCGGCAUAAUGAGUUGGAGGGAGAGAUUUCGGAUGAUUGGACGUUUGUUGCGAUGGUGCUCGAUAGGCUGUUCCUGAUUAUUUUCUCUGUGCUGAAUGUGGGCACCGUCUUUAUUAUAUUGGAGUCACCGUCUUUGUACGACUACUCGAAACCGAUGAACAUCACAGUACCUAGCAAACCACUGGGACAAGCCAACUUUUAUAGUUCGUGGAAUUUAAAAUAA